Molecule: messenger RNA, 1224 nt
Organism: Ilex paraguariensis (yerba mate)
Lineage: Eukaryota; Viridiplantae; Streptophyta; Magnoliopsida; Aquifoliales; Aquifoliaceae
Source: the annotation of a GenBank genome assembly
AUGGCCUCCCUUAGAAACCUCUUGGUUACCCUCUCCAUGGUGUCACUUAUGGCAUGUUUUGCCAAUGCGCAGCUUUCACCAAACUUUUAUGCCUCUUCGUGCCCUAAUCUCCAACUCAUUGUGCGUAACGCAAUGAGGGAAGCGAUUAACAGAGAGCUGCGCCUUGGAGCCUCUAUCCUCCGCUUGUUCUUCCACGACUGCUUCGUAAAUGGUUGUGAUGCAUCGAUACUUCUGGACGAUACCGCAACUUUCACGGGCGAGAAAAAUGCAGGCCCAAACCAAAAUUCAGCAAGAGGUUUUGAUGUGAUUGACACCAUUAAAACACGGGUUGAAGCCGCUUGUACUGGCACAGUAUCUUGUGCAGACAUCCUGGCGCUUGCAGCACGAGAUGGAGUUGUCUUGCUGGGAGGACCUACAUGGGCAGUCCCGUUGGGCCGAAGAGACGCAAGAACAGCGAGCCAGAGUGCCGCUAAUAGCCAAAUUCCAUCACCAUUCUCUAGCCUCUCAACCCUAAUCUCCAAUUUUGCUGCUAAAGGCCUAAAUGCUCGUGAUAUGACCGCGCUCUCUGGUGGCCACACCAUCGGCUUCUCACAGUGUUUUACGUUCAGAAGCCGUAUAUAUAAUGACACGAACAUUGCCCCAAUGUUUGCAGCCAAUCGCAGGGGCGUCUGCCCGGCUUCAGGUGGGGAUUCGAACUUGGCCCCCCUUGAUAUACAAAGCCCUAACCGGUUCGGCAACACCUACUACCAGAACCUUGUUAGUCAACGUGGGCUACUCCAUUCAGAUCAAGAGCUUUUCAAUGGUGGAUCACAAGAUGCAUUGGUUAGGCUUUACAGCACUAAUCCCACUGCUUUUUCUAAUGACUUUGCUGCUGCCAUGGCGUGGACCAUGAGGAAGGACAAGGCCAUGAAGCAGGGCAUUUACGAUCGCUUGGUUGCCCUAGAGAAAAAUGAGACUCUAUAUGCCAAAGUCUGUAAGCUUUGUGAAGAGUCUUCAAAGGCAGUAGUUUCCCGCGAGCUCUUCCAAACCCAAGGGGAACAUGUUGCUCUCCUUGAAGAAUUUAAGGCCUUCAAGUCAAAUCCAGAGCUAGGGAAGAUGAUGAAGAUUGGAUGGAGAGCGUCGAUUCGUGCCUCUGGUGUUCCCUUAUCCUCUAAGCUCUUUUCUCGUCAUGAUGCUUGGUGUAUUUCUUCUUCUACUACGAUUUUGACAACCAAUCUCCCUUAA